CCGAACAGAGGUAUUGAUUAUAAAUCAAUAAGCGUCACAGCGACGCCUGCGUGAAGCUGGGAUACUGCACAUGUGUUCCCUGGUCGAUGGCCAAAGUGAUUCAUCAUAUCCACGCUAUCCACACAUGUGAGGACGACCUGCCUGUCUAGCCCGAAGAUCAUGGGACCAGGAUUGUGCAGAUUCGCGUUUCAAGAUGAGGAAACUGUUUACAUGUAGGCAUGCGUCGGUCAAGCUGGGACAUUUCUGUGCUGGAUUCCUGUUUGGUAUCAGCACCGGUUUAAUCAAAGUUGCAUUGCACGAAGGACAAAAUACUCAAAAGUCAACUCCCAUAUAUGCGGAAGGUGAUUUUACGAAGAACAUGCGGAAACUGACUGGCACCAACACUGAACUUGAGCUGAAGAAUACCCGGGUGAUGUGCAUCUUUUACAAGAAGAGGGCAGUUAAUCUUUUACACCAACUGCGGAUUGCGAGGCGAUCCUGGACGAACAAAUGCACGUCGGUGUUAGUCUUCAUUGACAGCUAUAACAGAACGAUACCAGCUGUGUCCUUCGACAGACUCCCUAACUGGGUUAAAAUAAGCCAAUCAAAUCUCAUUACAGGAUUGCGAUAUGUGUUUGGAAACCAUUUCCAUGAUGCUGAUUGGUUCUUCAUAUCACGUGGUAUCCCUUACGUCAUUAUGGAAAACCUACGUCACUUCCUGUCAAACCAAGAUAACAGCAAUGCCGUUUAUUGGGGACAUAAAUUGAAAAGGAGGACAUUUGUCAAAGAAGUCAUAUACCCUGAUGAUUUUGCAGGAAUUGCCUUGAGCAAACAGGCUUUGUAUCGUCUUGGAACAAGGGGGCAGUAUCAAAGAGUAUGUAAUGAAGUAGACACUACAGAAGGAAUAAUGUUUUCAAUGUGUAUGGCGGGCCUUGGGAUACGGUUUGGAGACACACGUGACGGAGAGAACAAGAGCAGAUUUCUCCUGUACAGUCCAGGAUCCUAUCUGGAUGACAACCUACCAGUAACACCAUGGCUCGAGGAUCUGGAACUUGGAUUAUCGAGGCCGUCAACCCUGAUCAGCAGCAGUUUGAUUUCAUUCGGCAGGGCUCCCGUGUCCCGCUACCCCGGCUUUACCUAUACCAUCCACAAUCUGAUCACAAUCAGCAACGAAACAUGA
Messenger RNA from Haliotis rufescens (red abalone), 1159 nucleotides. RefSeq names its product glycoprotein-N-acetylgalactosamine 3-beta-galactosyltransferase 1-B-like. Gene Ontology annotation, molecular function: N-acetylgalactosaminide beta-1,3-galactosyltransferase activity. NCBI's taxonomy places the organism in Eukaryota, Metazoa, Mollusca, Gastropoda, Lepetellida, Haliotidae. The record is from RefSeq and is a predicted model, not a curated record. The transcript is spliced from 4 exons. Bases 194 to 1159 code for a protein of 321 amino acids.